Molecule: messenger RNA, 1565 nt
Organism: Branchiostoma belcheri (Belcher's lancelet)
Lineage: Eukaryota; Metazoa; Chordata; Leptocardii; Amphioxiformes; Branchiostomatidae
Product: protein Wnt-8b-like
Exons: 6
Coding region: 177-1262 (361 amino acids)
Biological process (GO): canonical Wnt signaling pathway; cell fate commitment; neuron differentiation
Cellular component (GO): extracellular region
Molecular function (GO): cytokine activity; frizzled binding
Source: RefSeq, a predicted model, not a curated record
CGGGCUGUCAUUGGUCCGCCCUGAAAGGCACCCUUUCAAAUUCGCAGUUCACUCGCUCUGGGCAAUUAUUUAUCCCGGGCCAGAAGUGGGAAGUGGAGUAUUUGCGAAGCGCCGGUCUGUGAGUCAGUGGUGUGGAAUCAGCAGUAGCUAAUCGGUAGUUGAGUAGAACAGGCACGAUGUUCACCCGGGUCCUCUGGUCUAUGUCGCUCCUUCUAGCCGUUCUGUUCAGGACGGCGGAGUCAAAUGGGACUCUACAGAGCAACUUCUUGAUCACAGGACCCAAGUCGUCCUUGCAGGCGUCCCAGACGUACGAGUACGCGAGCAGCGUGGCCGCGGGCGCGCAGACCGCCAUGGAGGAGUGCAAGUACCAGUUCUCCUGGGACAGGUGGAACUGCACCGACAACGCGCUGUCCAUGUUCAAACCCAACACCCUACCCGCCAAUCGGGAGACGUCUUUCGUGCACGCGAUUAGCGCCGCCGGUGUGAUGUACGUCCUGACUCGGAACUGCAGCAAGGGCGCUUUCGAGCAAUGCGGCUGCGACCUGACCAACAACGGGAAGAAAGCGGAGGGCGGCUGGACGUGGGGCGGCUGUAGUGACGACAUCGCCUUCGGGGAGGAGAUCUCGGAGAUGUACACGGACGGAGUGGAGAACGGCCAGGACGCCCGGGCCGCCAUGAACCGGCACAACAACGACGUCGGCAGGGAGGCGGUGAGACAGACCAUGAAGCGGGUGUGUAAGUGUCACGGCGUGUCCGGCAGCUGCACGACCAAGACCUGCUGGCUCCAGCUCGCCGACUUUCGCGCCAUCGGCGUCUUUCUGAAGAAGAAGUACAAGAAGGCGGACAAGGUGGACUACGUGCGCGGGCAACUGACGGAGAACAACAGCGCCAGCUCCAAGAGGAACCCCGGGCUGAAGAAGGACAUGGUGUUCCUGGAGGAUUCUCCCGACUACUGCAGGGAGAACCUCACGGUCGGCUCGCGGGGAACCCUGGGAAGGGAGUGCAUCCGCGGCGGGAAAACCACGGACAAGUACGAGAAGAAGAGUUGCAAACGCCUGUGUAAAGACUGCGGAUACGUUCCGAAACGGAUCACGACUGAAGUGACCAGCAGCUGCAACUGCAAGUUCCACUGGUGUUGCUCCGUCAAGUGUUCGCAGUGCACCAAGACCGUCACCAAGUACAUCUGCGUCCAGAGGGAGAGCAAAAACCGGAGGAAAAACGUCAGGAAAAAGUCCAAGCAGCGGAGAAGAAACAAAAUAUGAAUGAACUUGUUGCUCAGUUGACACGGCUUUUGGCAACGCCUCUGUGGCGCGCCCUUUGCGACAAACCAUUAGAUGGUAGAGUCGGAAUAACCGGAAAUGAAACAUGUAAUCGAAGAAGAAGGCAUUUAAUUUAUACCGGAAACGGAAUUUGACGUGGAGCCCACGUUCUAUGACGUGACUGUCUUGACAGGUUCCUAGUGAUGUACAUAAUUGUCAAGACUACAUGACUGACAUUUAUUUAUUUGGCGAGGUUGUACUUGCCCAAAAUGAAUAUUUCUUCUUGUAAAUAAAUGAUAAACUACC